Messenger RNA from Lodderomyces elongisporus, 375 nucleotides. RefSeq lists its product as uncharacterized. NCBI's taxonomy places the organism in Eukaryota, Fungi, Ascomycota, Pichiomycetes, Serinales, Debaryomycetaceae. The transcript has 2 exons. The record is from RefSeq and is a predicted model, not a curated record. Bases 1 to 375 code for a protein of 124 amino acids.
AUGAAGGGUGAUGCCAUAGAAGGCUGGAACGAUUGUCCCACGCCUGUGAUGAUGUCCAAGAACAACUCUACCAUAUCGCUUGGUGAAACAGUACGACGAAACCGUGAGGAGACCAUGGAAUUAUGUGAUAAGGUAUUCACCUUGCCCAUUCAAUUACCCGAACGAGAGUUGACCCAUCAUAAACAGAAAUUGCAAACUCAAAUACAGACAAUGAACGAAACACAUCUCCACUUUCUUGCUACAGUAUUUCAUGAGGUGAUUGAAGGAACAAUCGAAAGAAAAGAGUUGGCCAAUCAAGUGGUCGAGUAUAUGAUGGCACAUGAAGGUGUUGCUUCAUGGUGUUCUCCACUAAAGAAGAUUGUGAGUAAAGUUUGA